AUGAUAAGAAAGCAGCAUAUAAUAACCCAUCCGGAGUGGUUGAAUCAAGCAGAUUUUACUUCGCUCAAUCUUCGCAAUCAAGCAAUGCAAUCACUUAUCGUUCUUCCAACAUUAUUGGCUGUAGCUCUGGGAAAAGCAGUAGGUCCAGAAAACAUUGUGACCGCCACCUCCGGCUAUGCGUAUGCUGUUGACCUAGCGGUCCCUGUGCCACUGAGUGCUUUCAACUGCAUGAAAAACUAUGGAUACAGCACUGUAUUUGUGAGAGGUUACGAUCCAGCUGGUGUUGGUAGAUUCGACACGAAUGCUGUCAAUAACAUUCGCAACGCUAACAAAGCUGGUCUCGGAAGUGAGGUGUUCAUGAAACCGCAGCCCCGUUCGGUCAAAAAGGGCAGCCAACAGUUCAUGGAGAUGUACGACGGACUAAGGCAAGGGGCGAUCAAAGUCAAAACUGUGUGGGUACAGGUAACCUCACCGAUCGAAUGGAGUCCAGACACGAAGGCUAACAUUAAUUUCCUUAAUGACCUCUUGUCAACGGCUAAGUCUUACGGUAUAGCGAUUGGCUUGUACACAAACGUUUACGAUUGGACCCAAAUCACAAACGGUGCCUCUGCCUCUGAGGGAACAAUGCUCUGGUAUUGGAAUGUUAACGGUAACGGACCAAAUGGUGAAACACCUGCGAAUUUCCACGAUUUCCGUCCAUUCGCAAAAUUCACAAAUCCCACAGUGAAACAGUUCGCACAAGUGGAAACCGUAUGUGGAGUUACGGUGAAUAGGGACGUGUACGUGCUGAAUAGAUCCGCGCGAACUCUCGCUUCAGGACCGGUUGACUUGAAAGGCGAAUUGGUUGUUGGCAGCCUUGGAGACGGUCUGUCUCCUGAGCUUGUACAAAUUGUAUGA
Messenger RNA from Necator americanus (New World hookworm), 897 nucleotides. RefSeq lists its product as uncharacterized. Gene Ontology annotation, biological process: cell wall macromolecule catabolic process; signal transduction; peptidoglycan catabolic process. The record is from RefSeq and is a predicted model, not a curated record. The transcript is spliced from 9 exons. Gene Ontology annotation, molecular function: lysozyme activity. NCBI's taxonomy places the organism in Eukaryota, Metazoa, Nematoda, Chromadorea, Rhabditida, Ancylostomatidae. The coding region runs from base 1 to 897 and encodes 298 amino acids.